CUGGCCAGCUCAGACAUUAGUCUCAAUGAAAUUUUGCUCUUUGUCUUUGUUGGGUUCAAUAUAAUAAUAACCAUUACAAUUGUUCUCACCUCUUACACCUACAUCCUGGUCACUAUUUUAAAAGUCGAUUCCACUAAGAGCCGAAGAAAAGCCUUUUCCACCUGCACAUCUCACCUCAUGGUUGUCACCAUUUUCUAUGGCUCUGUUAGCUUCAUGUAUACACGUCCCAGUUCUAGGCAAAAUCACCACCUUGAUAAAAUAGCCUCUGUGUUCUAUAUAGUGGUGACUCCCAUGCUGAACCCUUUGAUCUACAGUCUGAGGAACCAGGAAGUCAGGAGCGCCUUCCGAAAAAUCCUAGGAAGAAAAGCUGCUUUUCA
This is a messenger RNA of Podarcis lilfordi (Lilford's wall lizard), 377 nucleotides long. Lineage: Eukaryota; Metazoa; Chordata; Lepidosauria; Squamata; Lacertidae. The record is from the annotation of a GenBank genome assembly.